AUUCAGAACCAGUCAAACCUACAGCUGGGUAAAUUUCAUAAAAAUAAAUAUGAAAUACACCGAUUUUUCGGUUUUGCAUGUACUUUUUGUGGACAUAUAAUAAUUUUUAGAAGUAGUUAGAAAUAGAUAAUUGUUAGAAAUGUCAGACUUCUUAGCGGACAACAAUUUCUGCGGUCAGACGAUUCUACGAUUAGUAUCGCAAGGAAAUGCUAUUUUAGCUGAUUUGCUCCGCCUCAAGGAGACUGUUCCAUCUAUAUUUCGCCUUGAGCAUAAAUCUGAUAUUCAAAAGUAUGGAGAAGUCCUAUGUGACUUUAGCUAUUUUGCGGGGUCGGAAGCAUUCGAAAAAAAGUUGGAAAACAGUCCGUCUCUCUCUGAAGUUGAUCAAGAACUCCGUGAAAAUUAUAUCGAAUUACUCAGCAGCUUUUAUUUUUUGUUUGAAAGUAUAUUCAAGUACGUCACGGAGCUGAAUCGUUUCAUAGAAGAUGUUCACGAGGGUUACUACAUCCAGAUGAGCUUGGAAACCAUUUUAUACGACAAGGAGGGCAAACAGUUAUUGACUGAAAGCUUGUUCCUCUAUGGCGUCAUGCUUCUUCUGGUUGACAUCCACAUCGACGGAGUGGUCAGAGAGAGAAUGUUGACCUCAUUUUAUAGAUAUGCUGCAGGAGCCUUUCAGACGGAAACGCAUGUGGACCAAGUUUGUAAAUUAUUUAGAGCAACGGGAUACACAAAAGGGAAAAGGCCGGCUGGAUAUCCGCAAGAUUACUUCAAACGAGUCCCCAUAGACGAAACUUUUGUCCAAAUGAUAAUUGGAGUACUUCGAUCGGACGAUAUUUAUCUUCAAGUUGGAUCAGCAUAUCCUCUUCCGGAACAGAGAUCGACCGCAUUUGCCGGACAAUCUUCCAUGCUCGUGAUUAUCUUAUUCUUUACCCCGAUGGUGCUGCAUUCAGAUAAUGCAACAAUGAGGGAAAUCACGGAUAAAUUUUUCCCCGACAAUUGGAUAGUUCCAGUCUACAUGGGAUUCUUCAUUAAUUUAGUGGAAGGGUGGGACUCCUUCAAAUCGGCCAAGUUGGCUUUAGCAAAUACGGUGGAAACGGCACGAGUUAAGCAAAUUACGGGAGAUAAGGGUCCAAAAGUUAAGUUACUGAUUGAAGAGACUGAAAAGUUUCUGAAGGAAGGGCUCCUCACGGAAGAAAACGUGUUGGAAAAAGUCUCAAAAGUCAUAAAUUUGCUGAGAGAUUGUAAUGUUACGUUACGUUGGAUUAUUUUACAUUGCACUCCUCCCACUGCUGUCGACGGCGUCAAAAAAAUGAAACAACUCCGUGACACGGUUCUAUCCGAAGUAAAAUAUGACCCAGAAGUUACGCUCAAAUUCUUGCUGAACGUGGCCCAGUUGGAGCUGAAAAUUAAGGAAUUAUUCAGAAAACUCCUUUCAGAGAAACGAGAUCGCUGGAAUAAUUAUAAAAUAGAAGCAAACGAACGGAUUAAGGAAUUGUCCGAAGUUUUCAGUGGGACAAAGCCUUUAUCUCGGAUUGAAAGGAAUGAUAAUUUACACCGCUGGCUAGAUACAAAAGCUGGUCAAGUAGACUCGCUAAAUUUUGACGAGAUAAAAGUCUCUGGGAGGAAACUUGUCGAACUGAUUCGAGCUUUUGAUGAAAUGUUGGAAUUCCAUGGACUUGAGAGUAAAGUACAGGUUCGCGAAUGGGUGACAGAGAUUGUGGCAUGUUUUAAUAAAAUGAUACGAACCGGAUCCAUUAAUGAAGACAAACUCGUAACUAUUCAAAUAGUUGAGGACUUGGGUUACGCAUGGGGUUCGAUAAUCGACAGCUACACGCCACACAUGCAGAAAUUGAUUCAUAACGAUCCCUUUGCCGUUUCAAAACUGAGAGCUGUAUUUUUAAAGCUCUCGUCAGCCAUGGAUUUUCCACUAAUGAGAAUUGGUCAAGCUAAGUCCAACAAUUUACUAGUCAACGUCUCCUCCUACUACUCUGAAGAAUUGGUCGCCUAUGUCCAAAAAGUGUUACAGAUCAUUCCAGAAUCCGUAUUUUCAAUCCUGCACAAAAUAAUUGAACUACAAACAAAUUCCAUUCAAGAAUUGCCAACAAGACUGGAUAAGGAUAAAGUUAAAGAGUUUGCUCAACUCGAGGAUCGAAUGAAGGUCUCACGACUAACUCAUCACAUGUCUGCCUUGGCCGAAGGAAUUCUCAUGAUGCAGACAACCUUGGUCGGAGUGAUAAAGAUAGAUCCCAAGAAAUUGCUUGAAAAUGGAAUUCGAAAAGAAUUAGUUCGCCAAGUUUGUCAAGUGCUUCACACUAACUUGAAUUUUCAGCUGAAAGGUUCGGGAAAGGAUUCUGAACUAAUGUCAAAGUUGACGAUUAUAGCAAAACAGUUUGACGGUAUAUUGCGGUCAUUUGAAUACAUUGGAGACUAUGUCAACUCAAAUGGACUUAAGAUAUUUUAUGAAGAAUUCUCUCGAGUACUCAAUUUUUUCACGGAGCAAGAAUGCAACAGUUUUACAAAGAACAAAGUCCUUCAUUUUCAGUCAAUCUAUCAAUCCAAGGAGAUCCCCAUUCCGAUUCAAUUUAUCUCCGCGUCUCCAGGGUCAUCAUCAUCACCUACAAAUGAUUUGUUAGAUUACUCUGCCACCACCUUUUUAGGCCGACUGGCCAACGAACUGAUAUCCAUUAGUGAUCCCAAGACAUCCUCGUUCUUAACUGCGACGAGUAGUUGGUACGAUUUGAAAACUCAUGCAGCCCUCCUCACGCCAGAUUACUUUUCCGUGAUGGAGAAGGGUUUAGGUGUUUCUGGGUUGACUGGAUUGGACAAGAUUUUGUCGUUCAUGAUUGCAAAUCAUAUUCAGGCCUUGACAAAAUUCAUGAGGAAAGAGUUGACAGAGAAGAAUAGUGUGAAAGAUUUACUUGGAUCUCUGGAAGUACAACUUUCGCCCCAUUCUCGAGUAGUUGAUUAUCCUCUAAAAAAGUAUCUGUCAUGGUUCAAAAUUAUAAGAAGCGGAUCGACAUUGGACUGUGCUGUAAUUCUCCAAAAGAUUGGUCAGCUUCAACUGCUUCGCAAACGUAUUCAGUACCAACUCCGAGUUGCUGCUAGUUUUCAGGCGAAACAAUUACAAAAUGCCCUUGGCGUGGUUAACAGUUUAAUGGCAGAGGUGCAAAUGUCUGAAUCGUGCAGUAGGAAAUCUACUACGGGAAACAUUCCAAACGAUGAAGUGUCAAAUAUUGCUUUUGAAACGUUAAACUAUUCCGAGCCGCUUGGAUUGUAUGACCCAUAUGCAAAAAUCUAUAUAACACUUGAACCCAUUCCAAACAUGGCGACAUAUCUGGCGGUCAUUGUAGUGAAUCAUCUUCAUAAAUUGGUUUACUCGAAAAGUUUGGGGAGCCUAACAUGCCGAAAAGUUUCCGAACCUGCGGACGGUUUCCCAUUUGUGAUUGGAUUAUCAACCCUCUUCUUCCAAUGUAAUCCGUCCCAAACGUUCGCUUUAGUCUCCUUGCUGUGCCAAUAUCUUAAUUCCAUGGUCGUCCAUCUCUCCGCCACGUCAAACAUUGGGGGAGGAGGAACCCCAAAUAAGGAAGAUGUACAAGAUUUCAGUGCUGCCUAUUAUCUCCUCAUCAUACUUACCAGAGUUCAUCCACGCAGUUCCGAAAUUUCAGAGUGGAUAUCUCAAAUGGUUCCUUGUUUCCGCAUAUUAUCAAAUAUCGUCAAUUCAGUUCCUUAAUUUAAUUUAUGUAUGAUUUUAUAUUUAAUGCAAAACUAUAAACUAGUCAAUUAUGUGCUAUUUAUUAUAUGUUUUACAAGUAUUUGAUGAGGUUUGUAUCAUAAUUAUGAAAUAAGAUUAUUAUAAAUAAUGCGAAAUAAAAUGAAAAAUAAGAAGAAUUUUUCUCAAUGAA
Messenger RNA from Folsomia candida, 3899 nucleotides. RefSeq names its product WASH complex subunit 5 (gene Strump). The transcript has 17 exons. The coding region runs from base 140 to 3727 and encodes 1195 amino acids. The record is from RefSeq and is a predicted model, not a curated record. Lineage: Eukaryota; Metazoa; Arthropoda; Collembola; Entomobryomorpha; Isotomidae. Gene Ontology annotation, biological process: regulation of actin nucleation; endosome organization; endosome fission. Gene Ontology annotation, cellular component: endosome; WASH complex.